Parnassius mnemosyne (clouded apollo) is the source of this 426-nucleotide messenger RNA. NCBI's taxonomy places the organism in Eukaryota, Metazoa, Arthropoda, Insecta, Lepidoptera, Papilionidae. The record is from the annotation of a GenBank genome assembly.
AUGAGUUCACUGAAACAAUAUCUACGUAAUAUUGAACAACAGCGUCUAGAUAAUGUGAUAGAAGUGAUAGGAAUCCCUAAAGCUAAAGACGAAAAUCUUGAAAACAUAUCUCUCAAGCUAUCUGAGACACUCAACAUGGACAGGACGCAGGAAGAACUAGUGGUAGAACAAAUCAUUCCCGAGGCUCCCGUGGAAGUUGCUAAGAUGAAAGUGACCAUGCGACGCGCCCUGACUAAAGCCAAUAAGUCAUUAUUAUGGCUAGCACAACAAAAAUUAAGACCGGCCUACAAAUAUCUCUGGUUCCAAGAUGGAAAGGUACUACUCCGUAAAGAUGACAAAGCCAAGCCUGAAGUCGCCCGAAGCGAAGCUGACAUUGAGAAGCUCUCAGCACAAACAAAAAUAAUCGGCCACAGUUUUAAUCCGUAA